This is a messenger RNA of Linepithema humile (Argentine ant), 2638 nucleotides long. Its product is annotated as MTOR-associated protein MEAK7. The record is from RefSeq and is a predicted model, not a curated record. NCBI's taxonomy places the organism in Eukaryota, Metazoa, Arthropoda, Insecta, Hymenoptera, Formicidae.
CCACCCCUUUGUGCUAAAGGAUCACAUUGUUUGCUCGACAACUCGCUAUUACGUCACUGCGCUGCAUCCCUUCCACAUUAUUGGAACGAAAGCGAAGCGAUUGUUCCGAUGAGCCUCAGAAUUUCACCGUCGAUUUUCAUUACUCGUGCGCGACGAAUGAGGGAAAUGCACCAACGAUGCAUAGAAGAUGCAUACGCGGCGGCGAGCGGCGAAAGUAGUGGCGCAGGCGUGAUGCUGGAAGUCGAUAGAUGUCGAUAAGAGGCGCGCACACGUAGCAGCGGGUAGCUCGCUCGCUCGUGUCAUCCAUAACCUCCAAGUCUGUUGCUCAUUAUCGCUCGUCGCGAUCUGCAAGUUGAUCGCACGAUCGUCAUCGUUCACGCGGCGAUGUGACAUGACAUCGUGAAGAAACGUAAGCCGACACGUGCCUGAUCUGAAAAAGGCACGGAGUGGUGUUCUCUUUUCGUUCUCGACAUCUACAGGGCGACCAAGUGGAAGACGAGGAGGUAUAUGGACUGUCGAGAAAGAUUGCUCGUUCGUAUGAAAGAUGGGUCAUGGGUCGAGCCGUUCAGCUUCAUCGAAUAUCCUCUCCGCGGACGAGUUGACGUUAGUGGAGAACCUGUUUAAGUCUAUGUCCCGCAGCUCGGGUUCCAUCAAACGCGAAGACAUAUUCAAGCACUGGACGACGCAUUUGGACGAUGUGUUGCUGCAGUUUGUGGUACGGUUCCUCUGCCAUGAACCAGGCAAGAGGGUUACGACGGUCAACGGUGAAAAUUUCGGUCGGCUUUACGUCUUCGCCGUGCGUGGCAGUCCCGAGGAACGCACAAGUCUAAUCUUCGACGGUUUCGCGGAGGAAGAGCAGAAGUAUGAGAUGCCCACUCAAACAUUCCUUCAGUAUAUUCAAGCAACGAUCAACUCCUACUUGCGACUGCAAAAGAACUCCGGCAAUGCGUAUCAUCUCACCUGGAGCAGCAUCGGCUGCACCGUCAACACCAGGCGAAUAGGGAUGCGUUCUCGCAGUCUCUGCGAGGAGCUGAUAAAGUACGGAGAUGUGCUGACCAUCGAUCAAGUGGAGAAUUGGUUCAUGACAGCAGCAGCAGCGUUCAAGAAUAUUCAGUCGCACGUUUUUCAGUACCUCUAUUUAGUCUCCCAGAAGAAGGGUAGUGAUAAGAACACAGCUGCGCGGAUAAACGAUCUGAAUCUUUUGCCGUUGUGCAAAGGUUUGGAAAAUAUACCGCACUUCCCGAGUAUACUAGGCUUAGGUGAUGUUCUGUUCCUGAAUCUGAGUCUACCGCACGAGCUCCGUAACGAGUGGCGAUUUCUGUUCUCGAGCCAAGUGCACGGGGAAUCGUUCUCCACUAUGCUGGGCAGAAUCGCGAUGCAAGGCGCGACGAUAAUCAUACUACAAGACAUGGAUGACCACGUGUUCGGCGGCUUCGCCUCCGACAGCUGGAGACUGGGACCGAAUUUCAUAGGGAAUCAAACGUCGUUUCUGUUCAAGCUCGAGCCGGAUAUACUGACGUUUCCAUCGACGAAUUACAACAAUCACUAUCAGUAUCUCAAUCUCCAUCAACAAACGAUGCCUAACGGCCUGCUCAUGGGAGGGCAGUUUAAUUAUCCCGGCCUUUGGUUGGACUGCGAAUACGGCACCGGUAAAUCGAGCUUGUCAUGUACGACCUUUCAGAGUUAUGUACAACUUAGCGGUAGGGAAGAUUUUAAAAUCAAACAUUGCGAGGUGUGGGGGGUUGGCCCGGUGCCAGACGUGGAGGAGGACGUACGCGAGGUGAAAUCCGUGUUGAAUCAAGACCCGACGUCGAAGGUGAUGUUGGAACUUGCCGGUCGUAAAUUGUACAGCGAGGGGCUUCGCGAGGAACCGGAGUAAUUGUGAUAACGAAAUCUAGAGAUUUUUAUAGCAACUCGAGAAUGUUAGUAUUAAAGAUAUUUGCAGAUAUUUAAGAUCGAUCAAUCGAUUGACUUUGCGAAUAAAAUCGGUGUAAAAUCUAUUAUUGAUUCUGAUAAUUGUAAUGGAAUAUGCGGGUAUGAUAAACGUAUUAGAGAACUCACGGUUACGCAGUUUACGAUAUAAAAGAUUCGUGUAUCUUUGAAGUCGGUAAUAAAUCUGCGUAAUAAUGCUGCAAGAGACUUUUAAAACGCGUUAACAGAAACGAAUUACAUUACGAAAAUUUCCAUGGAGGUUUAUGAGUGAGAAAGUUCCGUCUGCCUGUAUGUGUGUGUAUAUAUGAGCGGUUUCUGUGUACACUUUUUACAAAUUUACGUAAGACUAUUUUUCUUUGUAAUUAAUUUAUCAAAAUAUAUCAGGACUUUUGUCCCCUCCUUCCCCCUUUUAUAACGGCCUGAUGUUUCUCGAUUCGCGAUUGUUUCUCCGGUCAUUCAAUUACACUUAUUGUAAUUUUGUUAUAUCUUAUAUAUGUGUAUUUAUGAAUUCAGCGCUAUGAUAUUAAUGCCAAUAUUGUUACGUGGCCUGAAUGCCUAUUGUCUAGUGCCUGACAAAUCGUUAUAACUGUUAAUUUAUCGUUCUCUGCGUAUGUUGAUUAUUCAUAAACGAAUAACCGUGUGCCAUACAAAAAUUGCUCUUGUUAACUAAUUAAGACUGUAUAAUCGUAUCGUCGUGUAUGAUAAA